GUUGCAAGCCUUUGAACGAUCAGCGACGACGGCGUUACUUUUGGCGCGGAUACAGCAGCGACACUUUUUUUUCGUUGGCAGGCGCCUCCUGUCACCAAACAAACAAAUAAACAAAAAAACAUAAAAACAAACAAGCAAAUAAAUAAACAAUAAACCAACAAGCAAACAAACAAACAUAAACAAGCCAACAAGCAGCCAAGCUAAACAAAACAACUGUGUGCAUUUUUGGUUCGAGUUUCCUUUAAUUUCCAUCGCUUGCAUUUCAUUUUUUUUGCCUGUGUUCCUUAGAGAAAAAGUCUAUAAAUAAGAAAACAUAUACCCAUAUAUAGGCACAAAAUCCCAGUGACAAUAAGAGCAGUCAAACAUUGCAACUCUCAGCAGCAAACAUCAGCCGACGGCCGAGUGAAGAAAAGUGCAACGCCGACGGACUCGAGAAAAGAUACAGAUACAGAUACGGAUUAUACAUAUCUGGGCUAUUAGCUGGGCCAUAAUCCUCUCUAGCGAUUUAGCCCACUUUGCUUUUUUUCUGAGUGCGUGUGUGCUUGUGCUGUGCUGUGCUGUGCUUGCCAAUCCAUUUGUCCAUGUCCUUUACAUCUUUUUCCCUUACUCUCCAUGAUCAGUGAGCCUGGCCUGCAACAAUAGUCGCAACAAAGAAAAAAAGUAGCUGAGUUGAGCAAAGAAAAGAAAACAAAAUCGAACCUUAAACCCAAGUGGCCGCAAAACAAAGCAAAAGCAAAACAGACAGCAUCAUUGUGCGCCUCAAAUUGACAUCAGCAGCAGCCGCAGCAGCCGCAGCAGCAACGACAACUGCCACUGCCACUGCAGCAGCAGCAGAAACAUCAGCAGCAGCAGGAGCCGCAGCAGCAACAUCCACAGCAACCAUGCUAACGGACAUGACACCGACCGCCGGUCAGCUCUACGGAUCCCAGAUUCCGGCCAUGGGCAUGAACAUCAGCAACAUCGCCACACACUUGCAGAAGCCACAAGUUAAUCCGGAUCAUCCCAGCUUGAGAGGAACUCCGCUGGCCAUGCUGGCCGCCCAGUGCAACAAGCUCUCCAACAAAUCACCGCCCCCGCUGGCCGACGCCGCUGUGGGCAAGGGCUUCCAUCCGUGGAAGAGGAGUCCCAAUUCGCCGGCAGCCGGAUCCAGUGGCUCCUCCGGCGGAGGUGGCGGCGGCGGUGGCAGUAGCGCCGGUCAGCACUCGCCUUGCGCCAUCUCAGCGGCCAGCUCGUCCAGCUCGAGCGGAUCGAGCGGAGGACAGUCCUCCAGGAGUCUCUCCUCCAGCGCCAGCACCAUGGUGAACAUCACAGCUAGCAUCUAUCCUUACAGUCGCCCCCUGACCUCCUCCUGCGCGGCGGUGGGCGGGGGUUCCACCGGCUCCUCCUCCUCCGCCUCUGGAUCACAGUCAUCCUCCACGGCAUCUGCGGUGGCAGCGGCCUACGGCGGUGACCUGUACUUUCCGAACACCUCCACCUCGAACAUGGACAACCAUCACAUGCAUCAGGGCCUACUGGGUAAAGUUGAGGCCGGCGCGGCUGCCUUUGGCGGUGUCUACUCGCGUCAUCCGUACGAUUGGCCCUUCAAUGCAGUGACCCACAAGGAGGCCGCCAGCGUGAAUUCCGGCUGGUGGGACAUGCACAGUGCCGCCGGUUCCUGGCUGGAUAUGGGUGGUGCGGGCAUGCACUCCACAAUGGCCAAUUAUGCGAGUGAGAACUAUAGUUCCGCAUUGAGUCACUCGCUGUUGGGAUCGGGACAGCAUUUGCUGCAGGACACCUACAAGAGCAUGUUGCCCGGCCAGGGUGUGGGCGUUGGUGUGGGCGUGGGCAUGGGUGGCUUCUCCCUGCCCCACAGUUCUCCAUCGGCGGCGGCAGCAGCUGCGGCCACAGCGGCAGCGGCGGCGGGUGGCUCCCCGCAGGGUGGUUCACCAUCGACACCAUCACCCAGAUCCCAGAGGCGUUAUGCCGGACGGGCCACUUGCGAUUGCCCGAAUUGCCAGGAGGCGGAACGCCUGGGUCCCGCUGGCGUUCAUCUGCGCAAGAAGAACAUCCAUUCGUGUCACAUACCGGGCUGUGGCAAGGUGUAUGGAAAGACGUCGCAUCUGAAGGCUCACCUGCGGUGGCACACCGGCGAGCGUCCCUUUGUGUGCAACUGGCUGUUCUGCGGCAAGCGUUUCACACGCUCCGACGAGCUGCAACGGCAUUUGAGGACGCACACUGGCGAGAAGCGCUUUGCAUGCCCCGUGUGCAACAAGCGCUUUAUGCGCAGCGACCAUUUGGCCAAGCACGUGAAGACGCACAAUGGCACGGCCAAUCACCAGGCCAAUGGCCACAAUGGUGGGCUGAAGAAGGGCUCCUCGGAGUCGUGUAGCGACUCGGAGGAGGCCGCCAACCAGUCGGGCGAGUCCAACGGGCUGGGCGGCGUGGGCAGUGGCCCACAGACGGGCGGGGCCGGUGGCGGCGGGGGUGGCCCUAGUUCGGGAACUGGUGCUGGUACGUUAGCGGUAUCGGGAUCGGUGACCACCGGAGCGGGAGCUGGAUCCGGUACGGGUAGCUCCAAUUCCAAUUCCAAUUCCGGUGGCUCAAGCGGUUCCGUUAGCGGUUCCGUAUCCGGUUCUGGCAGCCAUCCCGGCACCCCGACCUCGCUGCACGCGCACAGCGCCAAUGGCACGUCCAGCAGCCUGCUGGGCGGCGGUCUGCACCUGGCCACGCCGCACCAGAUGGUCGCCGCGGGCGGUUCGCCGGUGAUGCUUCACCAGCAGCAGCAGCAACAUCAGCAGCAACAGCAGCAGCAGCAGCAUCAACAGCAGCAGCAGCAGCAACAUCAGCAGCAACAGCAGCAGCAGCAACACCACCAGCAACAGCAGCAGCAUCAUCACCAGCAAUUUGGCCAGCAGCAGCAUCCCCAUGCCCAUCACCUGCACCACCAUGCCCACCACUCGCACCACCUGGCCAACGGUGGCUCACCCGGUCUGGAUCCCAGCUCCCUCGUGGAUAUAAAGCCACCAAUGGUUUGAGGGUCGCUGGGACCCUUCCUGUUCACCAACUAAAGCAGUGCAAGGGUUCCACACCAUAGAUACUACGUACCACGUGCUACGUAUAUAAAUACAUUUAUAUAAAAUCGAUAUCAUUUUGAUUUGAAGCUAUCUUGCGGUUGUACAUAUAGCCAGCAGAUGUCUGUAAAUAUAUUUGAAAAGAAACGCCCGCUCUAUGUGUCUAUUGCGCUAAUCCCAGCACUAAACUAAAACUGAAAGUAAAAUAUUACAAGAUAUAAAUAUAAAUAUAAAUAUAAAUAUAUUGCUUAUAGCCUAUUUGUAGACUAAGCCAUUUUCUAGACUAUCUAGUUAUCAACACUGAAAGAUAAAGGAGAGCGAUGUUUUUUUUUUAUUUUUUUUACUAGCCCUAUGGAUAUGUAAUUUUUUUCAUAGGUUCUAAGCAUUAUAUACGACAUUAACCAAGAGACAAGCUUCGAGCACCACAAAAACAAAAUCCCUAUAAAAACAUGAGAUAAGAACCAUUAUGCAAUUCUAAACGAAGACACCUAAAACAAAAUAAUAUUGAUAUAAAAUAUAUAUGGAUAUUGAACGGGGGGAACAUCAUAAAUAUAUUUCUAGUCCAAUUAUGAAGUGUGAGCGAACCAAAAUUGUAAAGAGAAAACAAAAAUGGAGGAGGAAACGCAGGGGGGGAACUUAAACUCUAGCCCUUGUAAAUUAGCAUAUGUCCCUCAUUUAUUUUUGCUAACCCCAUCGAAACGAGGAUAUCUUAGACGCUAGUGCUUUAAUCGAUCCCAACUAAAACUAAAACAAAUGAUGGAAGGAAAACCGGCGGAGAGCCCAAGCUAAACCUUAACUAAAUGUGUUUUGUUGUUUUAUUUGAACUAGGCUUAGCGCAGAUACUUAGAUACUUAGCACCACACAAAAAAUAAAAAAAAAACAAAUAAAUAAAUAAAAAA
Messenger RNA from Drosophila mauritiana, 3949 nucleotides. RefSeq names its product transcription factor Sp9 (gene Sp1). Gene Ontology annotation, molecular function: RNA polymerase II cis-regulatory region sequence-specific DNA binding; DNA-binding transcription factor activity, RNA polymerase II-specific. The transcript is spliced from 3 exons. The record is from RefSeq and is a predicted model, not a curated record. Gene Ontology annotation, biological process: regulation of transcription by RNA polymerase II. NCBI's taxonomy places the organism in Eukaryota, Metazoa, Arthropoda, Insecta, Diptera, Drosophilidae. The coding region runs from base 882 to 3014 and encodes 710 amino acids.